Molecule: messenger RNA, 3949 nt
Organism: Trichomycterus rosablanca
Lineage: Eukaryota; Metazoa; Chordata; Actinopteri; Siluriformes; Trichomycteridae
Gene: myzap
Product: myocardial zonula adherens protein
Exons: 14
Coding region: 386-2194 (602 amino acids)
Biological process (GO): intracellular signal transduction
Cellular component (GO): intracellular anatomical structure
Source: RefSeq, a predicted model, not a curated record
UCUCUCUGUCAGCCUCUCUCUCUCUCUCUCUCUAUCUCUCUAUCUAUUGGUUUGUUAAUGUGUCUCGCCCACAUGUUCUCUCUCAUUCAGUAGUAGUCUGUGUAUACACAUCAGUGUAUGAAUGUGUGUGUGUGUGUAGCUUGCUUGCUGGACUUUCCCCCUGCACUGUGGACAUUGUUUUUCCUCAGUCCUGCGGGGCACUGGGGCCUUUUUUUUUGUCCCCGCUCGCUUUGUCUUAUCAUCCAGAGGAAGGAAUUUGAAAGGCAGGCUCAGAGCCCGAGAGGAACUUUUUUCCACCCUGCUUCACUUUCCCAUGCUGACUUGCUGCUGGAGCGAGCGGCCUCAGUGAGUGAGUGUGUGUGCUGGAGGACGUGUGGACGGAGACAUGCUGCGAAACGGCUCUUCAGGCUCCCUCACCACUACUUCCACCCCAGACGAAAGGGGUACGAGGGGAAUCAGGCGUCUCAGAUUGACCCUUCGACCUGAUGACAUCUCGGUUGGACAGUAUGACGCGACGAAGAGUCCUGCACAAUCUGAGGGGAAGAUGGGUAAUGAAUCCUGGAUGAAGAAGAACGGCUUCAUGCAGAGAGAGAGACCGGCUGGCCGAGAAUCACCUGUGGAGGAGAAGCACUCCUGCAGUGUCAGCAAUGGCGGUGUUGCUGAGCGCGAGACGCUGCCGGGACUCCGGGUGUACGGUGUGGUGCAGCACUCGGGAGAUCAGCAGCAGCAGGAAGUGAUGGCUCGGGAGUGGCCUGGCAAUCACCUGAAAGAGGAGAUGAGGUACAUCAAAGAGGUGCGAGACUCGUUAGAGAAGGUCAGAGAGCGGAUGUACGGCCAGUUCGGAGGAAUGCAACAAUCAAUACAAAAACUCUCACAAGAAUUAAGGGUGGCUAACUCUCAUAAGCGCUAUUUGGAAGGAGAGGUGAGGACGAGAAAAGCUGCUUUUGAGAGUUUCGAUCAGAUGAACAGCUCUCUUAUAUCAGCCAACAUCGACCUGCAGAAGUCGCUGCUGGAGAGCUGUCAGGGCCGAGUGGGAAACAGAGAGGAAAUGAAAGCAAUGCGCAGCUCCUUCGAAAAGACUGAGGAAAAUCUGAGGGAACGGGAGAAACAGCUGGCUGUAGCCAACGCUGAGAACCGCAUGCUAAAGCAGCAGAUGCAGUCAUCACAGGAAGACAAUGCUCGAGCCCUGCAGGAGAUGAGUGCUAAACUUCAGCGACAGUACGAGGAAAAGCUGCAGGAAGAGCAGAGGAAACACAGGCAGGAAGUGGAAGCGCUAAAGGCUCAGCUGGAGGAGUAUGUGAGGCGACUGGAUGAGGCAGAGGAGAACAUGAGAAUUGCUGAGGCAAAGAUUGCUGAGAGGGACCAGAGGAUAAUCGAGGUGGAGCGCCUGCUCGACUGCAUGGCUCAGGAAAAGGGCCAGCUAACUAAAAAACUGUGUGAGUGUGAACAGCGCCUGCGCAGCCUUGACCAGGACCAGAUUGACUCAGGGGGGGUCAAAAAGGCUGAGCAGCUUCAGGUACAGAGAGAGGCAUCAGAGCUGAAAGAAAGAAUAAAGCACCUAAACGACAUGGUGUUCAGUCAACAAAGAAAGGUCAAGUCAAUGAUAGAGGAGGUGACGACACUGAGAGCUGAUGUGGCCAGGAAGGACAUGUACAUAUCAGAGCUGCUGGACAGGCUGGCGAUAGUGGAGUGUGAGAAUAAUGAGUUAGAAGACAAGCUGAAGUUUUUUAUGUCUGUACAGAAAACAAAUGAAAAUAAACCCAUCACCAAAGAGAUUGGAGUUGGCUGCGACUUGCCAGUUAGCUUUCCCGAGCCUCAGCCGUACGAGGCCCCGUCAGUGCCCAGACGCUCGAGCCGACUGGACAACAGUUUACUAAGAUACUCGCCUCUACAGUACAGCAGCAUGCUGACGUUACACACCCGAAAUCCUGCUUCAAGCCCUGGACGUGAAAAACUGACACCAUCCACCUCAUCAAGUACAGAACUGACCGCCUCCACGUCCACUUCCACCUCCUCCACUGUGUCCUCCGCUGUGUCCACCUCCACGUCCUCCUCCAUGUUCUCCUCCACGUCCUCCUCCGCGUCUUCCUCCGCGUCCUCCUCCAUGUUCUCCUCCACGUCCUCCUCCAAAUCCAAAAUCUACACACCUUUCAUGAGGCUGAUGGAGAUCUCUGCGAAUCUCAAAGUAGACUGAAGCUCACACGGUGAAUAAGCUCAACUCUGAACUGGAAGAUGAAGUAUUUGUGUUUUGUUUCUGGUCACUUUAUAAGGAAGGAAUUGUUCAUGAAUCUGUGAAUAACUUAUUAUUUGAGUGGAUUCACUUUUUAUUUUUCUACCCAGGGUUUGAUUCUUGUUCCUGGUUACAGUUUGAGCUUGGGCAUGUUCUCCACAUGUCUGCAUGCAUUUUAUUCUGGUACUCUUGCAUUCCUCCUACCUCACAAAAAAUACCAGGUCUGGAUUGGCUACUCUAAAUUACCCCUUGCUGUAGGUCAGUGUGUGUGUGGCACUUCAUCCAGGGAGUUUCCAGGGUGAUAUUAGGAAGGGGGUGUCCGCUGGUCCCUAAAAAGCCCUAAUACAAAUUGGCUAGCAUGUCAGCUACGUGCUUCCAUUUAGAGGGACAAGCUGAGAUAGACAAAUGUACAUUUAAAGGUGCACUAGCCAAUAUUUAAUUGUUCCUGCUGUGUGGUGUUCUGGACCUAAGACCAACUCUGCCACCAUGCUGCCACCAUGUUGCCGUUCAAAUCUUACACACGGAGUGAAAAGCUGAUGAAAGCUAAUAAAAAUCAUUAUGUUCAAAUACAGUAUUAACACGUCUCAUAAACAUGCUACAAUAAUAAUUACAAAACAGUGAAUGUUGGGCGGCAUGGUGGCUUGGUGGGUAGCACUGUCGCCUCACAGCAGGAAGGUCCUGGGUUUGAUCCUCAGGUGGAGUGGUCUGGGCCCUUUCUGUGGGGAGUUUGCUUGUUCUCCCCGUGUCUGUGUGGGUGUCCUGUGGGAGUUCCAGUUUCCUUCCACAGUCCAAAAACAUGCAAUCAGAUACAAAAUUGUGUGUUUGUGUGUGUGUUUGCUUGCCCUUUGAUGGACCGGUGACCUGUCCAGGCUGCCCCAGUGAACUUUUGCCCAGUAAUUCAGACCCACUGCCACCCUAUAUAGGAUAAAGCUGUAGUAAAACAGUACAAAUAAGGCUAGCACAGUGGCACAGCUUGUGUUGACCUGGAUUUGCUCCCUCAUCUCUUAUCACUUUUUGCAAACGAUUUUGCAUGUUCUCCCUGGCUGUGGGUCUCUUUCAGGGAUGUUAGUUCCCCCACCUCCCAAGUACAUGCAGAAGGUGAAUGUGUUGCCCCUGUACAGGCUGUAUUGAGCCUGGUGUUUUUGGGUGGCACCAGACUGAUUGUGAUCCCGAUAAAGCAGCUGAUGAAUAUAUAUAGACAUGAAUGUAUGUGGCAUAUUUGUCUACAGUCACACAAAACACACACAGUAUAUUGAUGCACUUUUGCUUUUUACUUUGUUUACAGUAACAAAGGCUACACAGUGAUAUAGAUUUAUGGGAUGGAAUAUAUUUGAAAGAUUUAUAUUUUUAUUUACCGUUUCUUACAAAACCUUACUUGGCCUUAAAUCACUUUCUUAUCUAAAUUGUGUGUAACCAUGUUUAUAUGGCUUGUAUUUAAUGCAAUAAUAAACAAAAUAUAUAUUUGGGUCUAUAAUACAAUCAGAUUCAUUAUUGUGCUUGAUAAAUUAGAUUGUGCAAGUGAGAUCAGCUCUGGUCAUUUUCCCGGCCAGACCUGCAAAGAGAAAAAGACCAAACAGUCGUGUUGAAGUCGAGGGGGGAUAUGCUGUAUUUCUAAAGGUGGGUUCUACACACUAAAAUAUGUGUAUUUCAUGUCAGUGUCAAUAAUUAUGUGAUUUCUAAGGUGAAGAAUUAAACCCAAACUGUCACGCUAUGUUAAAA